AACUAUGUCAAUCUAGUGAAUUUAGGUGAAUGAAACCAAUUGUGAAAUAGAUUUCAAUAGGAUGGGUUUAGGAUGUGGAGUCAAGAACGUAGAACUUGUCGCUUACAUAGGAAAGCAAACUCAAGGGAGUGAAUCCAAUGAAAGGGCAACAACUCAAGGGAACGAAUCAAAUUCAAGGAUAAAAACAAACGUUCCGAAAAUCACCUCCGGUAUGGAAGCGUAUGUGAUGUACAUUGCCAACAAGCUACAAGAAAUACGGUUUGGAAAACCGAGUGAAGUACGGAUUCUACACUUCGGAGAAUUAAAAACAUGGACAUUUUGGCGAGCUGUACUAGCAGAAUUUGUAGGAACAUUAUUAUUUGUAUUUUUGGGAUGUGCAUCUGCAGUACCCAUGACUGGAGAGUCACAAUCAACUAUUAAGAUUGCAUUCGCUUUUGGAAUCUCCAUAAUGGCUUUAAUUCAAAUGUUCGGACAUAUUUCUGGUGGGAAUUUUAACCCUGCAGUGUCAUUUGGAUUAGCAGCAGGCGGUAUCAUUACACCUGUCCGUGCAGUAUUAUACACAGUAGCUCAAAGCGUCGGCGCAGUACUCGGAGGACUCAUCUUAAAAGGGGUUACCGUAUCAACAUACCACAAUAACCUUGGUGUCACGUCCAUUAAUCCCCUUUUAAAUGUUGGACAGGGAUUCGGUGUGGAAGUGAUUUUAACUUUUGUUUUGGUUUUUGUAAUUAUUGCCACUAUAGAUUCAAAUAGAACAGAUGCUGGUAUGGCAUCGGUAGCUAUCGGAUUAACAGUUGCAGUGUGUCAUCUUGCAGGGAUUACCUACACUGGUUCCAGUAUGAAUCCUGCCAGAUCACUGGGUAGUGCUGUCGCCUCAAACAGUUUCAACGAUCACUGGGUUUACUGGGUCGCUCCUAUACUUGGUGGAGUUAUUGCAGCAGUUUUAUAUAAAUUUCUUUUCUCGCCAUUCCGUAACGCAAUCCCGAUAGAUGAAGCUGUAAACGAAUUAUUGCAAGAUGGGGACAUGAUUGUUAUUCCAAAAGAUUACUUCACUGGACGAAGUCAACAAAAAAUACACACUGUCAACAGUCAAUUAUAAGAUACUAUUUGUUUUCUAAACAAUCUCUUAUUGACAUCUACAAAUACAAAGUUAUUAGAUAAUACACUGCUUACUACAUCACUGUCUUUAUGGAAGGACGUACACUACUGAAAUUCAAGAAGACUUUUUUUCCUAACAAAAAUGUUGGAAUAAUACAUAUGCCAACACAUAGAUAUGUCCGAUAGCUUGUCUUUCUUUUCUUUUUUAUUGAUAUAAGCAUUUACAUUUUUUAAUUGAAGGUGGGGAAAAGAUAUUAUAGCUGGUAAAUAUGUGAAUAUUUGACCCGAAUUAUAAACUAAGUUUGUUAGAAUUGUAACAUAAGCUUCAUAUAUCCCUUUUAAAUAUUUUGUGAUUUCAUUGUUUCGUACAGAAUUGCAAGUACGCAAAAGUCUUCGAAAAACACAGUAACACAAACUGCUGUGAUCUGGUUCAAUAGAGCAAUCUUAUGUUAUAUUCCUAAUAGGGAAAUUGUUUUGUUUGAAACAUAGGUAAACAAGAAAAUGUGUAUUUUAACUAAAAAGUGCAUUUUUACAUCGUGUCGAUAUUAGGAAAAUCAACAAUUCUAUGUUCUUUUUGAUGGCUAAAAAAAGAUACAGUUAUACAGUUAUGUAUGCAUAGCGUUAUUAUUAUGUUUAUUCAAUCAGAAGGGAUAUAUAUAUAUAUAUAUAUAUGAUGGUCAUUAACUAUUAGAUAUACUAUUGGUGCUUAUAUUAAGUUUGCUAAAUUUGAGAUGAUCCUUACAAAGCUAGUUCAGAACAAAAUAUUAAAAUGCACUAAAAUA
Mytilus trossulus (common blue mussel) is the source of this 1877-nucleotide messenger RNA. Its product is annotated as aquaporin AQPAn.G-like. Gene Ontology annotation, biological process: transmembrane transport; water transport. Gene Ontology annotation, cellular component: plasma membrane. The record is from RefSeq and is a predicted model, not a curated record. NCBI's taxonomy places the organism in Eukaryota, Metazoa, Mollusca, Bivalvia, Mytilida, Mytilidae. Bases 62 to 1096 code for a protein of 344 amino acids. The transcript has 7 exons. Gene Ontology annotation, molecular function: water channel activity.